UAUGACUGGGAAUAACACUGGAGUGACAGCUCACAUCAAGCAGAAAGCCCCAAAUGCAGUUUUCACACAAUGGUUCUUUCCUUAGACUGUGCACUUUCCUGUGCUUCGUUGCUGUGAUUUCUGGCCAGUGCUUUUUUGAGCCACUAGUGAUUGAAAACAUCAACGAACUACCAACAGGUUGCCAGGACAGAAAAGGGGAUAUCCAUCCAUUUGGUUCUAACUGGGUGACUGAGAACUGCUAUUCCUGUGACUGCACAAAGGGUGGCGCUGGUUGUUGCAACACAAUCCCGAAUAUUGUGGUGAUGCCUGAAGAUUGCCAGCAGAUAGUGGAUAAGAAGACCUGCACAUCCAAAGUGGUGCUGAAGUCAGACCCAUCCGUUGAAUGUCCUGGUGGGAUUUCUGCUGUGUUGAAAUAAACCAAAAUCAUAUUUUAAUAGUAUAGUUUCUCUUUUGUGUAUUUUAUGUAUAAUACUAUUGUGUGCAUCAUUGUUUCAAAAUGUCAAAAAACUUGUAUAAACAUAUCUAUGAUUAUA
Messenger RNA from Alosa alosa (allis shad), 533 nucleotides. It is a transcript of the gene msmb, whose product is annotated as beta-microseminoprotein. NCBI's taxonomy places the organism in Eukaryota, Metazoa, Chordata, Actinopteri, Clupeiformes, Clupeidae. The transcript has 4 exons. The record is from RefSeq and is a predicted model, not a curated record. The coding region runs from base 54 to 416 and encodes 120 amino acids.